Melanotaenia boesemani (Boeseman's rainbowfish) is the source of this 4021-nucleotide messenger RNA. RefSeq names its product cGMP-dependent protein kinase 1-like. Gene Ontology annotation, molecular function: ATP binding; cGMP-dependent protein kinase activity. Gene Ontology annotation, biological process: protein phosphorylation. Bases 1309 to 3378 code for a protein of 689 amino acids. The record is from RefSeq and is a predicted model, not a curated record. The transcript has 18 exons. Lineage: Eukaryota; Metazoa; Chordata; Actinopteri; Atheriniformes; Melanotaeniidae.
GGAAGGAGUGCAACUUUUCCGUCCUCGGUGCUCCCGUAGCUGCUCCUAAUGAAGGAGAUUAACGUGGACCAGGUCUUCCGUCCGGACCCGCCUCACCGGACUCAUCUCCGCCGUUUAUCUCCUCCUGUCCACAUCUUCAUCCUUCCUCCUCCUCCUCCUCCUCCUCAUCACCCUUCUUCUUCCGUAAAAGCGUUUCCCGUCGUCCUCGGACUCGGAGGUGGCUCUGAAACCUUCCCUGGUUCCGGAUUCCUGCAGCUCCUUUUCUGCGUUUGAUGCUUUUUGUUUUUUUCUUCGCAUUUUAAAGUCGCGUUUUCCAGCAGAGUAUGAGCCAGACCAUGAACCAGAGGAGGAUUCCGGUCUUUAUUCUGGAUAUGUUGGAAUAUAAACUCCGUUUUCUGUCUCUGAAUCUUCAUCAAACUGGAUCCUUCUCCACAGAACUUUCCUCUGUAGCAGAGCUGCUUCAGGGUGGGUUCAGGUUUUCUUUUCAUGAGCAAAUCUGGGUGAUUUGCUGACUUUCAGACUGAUUAAAAACCCCUGGCUCGGAGGAUCGAAGCAUCCAAACCUCCCAGGGCUGAAAAAUACCGGAACAUUUUGAAUCCUGGAUCCAGCUCUGCUCUUAGCUUCUUUGUGUGUUUUUAUGUGGACUCUGAGAAAAUGGAGGGACUUUUGAGAACCUCCAGAACAUUUUUAGGAUCCAGGUGAAGCAGAGAACCGACCUGCCUCAAAGUGUCACAUAAGAACCAAGAAAGCUUCAGGUUCUGGCCGAAGUCAGAAAUCCUGCAGCAGGACCCAGAGAGAGUUACAGAUCCUGUUGGAUUAAACCAAGUAAACACUGAGGAGGCUUAAAAAGAACAAGAAGAAAAAAAUGCAAAGAUUUUGACGGGAAUUUGAAGGACAUGUGAGAGUCUGUGGAACUCAGGGACUUCCAGGCUCUGGAAGAUUCUUUGGGGAGUGCUGGAACUUUCUAAAAAACCUUUAAGGAAGCUUUGAAGGGAGUCUUAAGAUCUUACGGAAACCGGGACCUGGCUGGAAAGUUCUCAUGAGAACUACAAUGAUCCUGAAGAUCUACAAAAAUGUGAGAUGGUUUAGAGCUUGAAAGAAGUUAAAGCAGAAACCAGCCGCCCCUGCAGGAUCUGAGGACAACGACGGUGGUAUUUGAACUGAAGAACACGAAACCUGGACACCCCCAGAGAUCAGAAUACACUGGCAAACUGGAGCAACUGAACUUUGCCGAGUCUCUAGAGGAGAUCUAAGGAAAAGAACCCCAGAGAGCAUAGAGGUCGCCCUGUGGGACCCCUUGCAGGACCAAUGGGAACCCUGCGGGAUCUGCAGUAUGCCCUGCAGGAGAAGAUCGAGGAGCUGCGGCAGCGCGAUGCCCUGAUCGACGAGCUGGAGCUGGAGCUGGACCAGAAAGACGAGCUGAUCCAGCGGCUGCAGAACGAGCUGGAUAAGUACCGGUCCGUGCUUCGGCCCGCCACGGCCCAGCAGGUCCAGGCCCAGCAGAAGAGCCUGGUUCUGCAGCCAGACCAGCACCGCAGCAAGAGGCAGGCCAUCUCUGCCGAGCCCACGGCGUGUGACAUCAGUGACCUCUGCCACGUCACGCUGCCGUUCUACCCUAAGAGCCCGCGGUCUAAGGAGCUGAUAAAGGAAGCCAUCCUGGACAACGACUUCAUGAAGAACCUGGACCUGUCUCAGAUCCAGGAGAUUGUGGACUGUAUGUACCCAGUAGAUUAUGGGAAGGAUGCCUGCAUCAUUAAAGAGGGUGAUGUGGGCUCGCUGGUCUUCGUGAUGGAAGAGGGGAAGGUGGAGGUGACCAAAGAGGGGAUGAAGCUGUGCACGAUGGGACCAGGCAAAGUGUUUGGAGAGCUGGCCAUCCUCUACAACUGCACCAGGACGGCCACCGUCAGGACUCUGAUCCAUGUGAAGCUGUGGGCCAUCGAUCGGCAGUGUUUCCAGACCAUCAUGAUGAGGACUGGACUCAUCAAACAUGCCGAGUACAUGGACUUUCUGAAGAGCGUUCCGACCUUCCAGGGUCUUUCUGAGGAAACUCUCAGUAAGCUGGCUGAUGUCAUGGAGGAGACUCACUACGAAGAUGGAGAGUACAUCAUCAGACAGGGAGCUCGAGGAGACACCUUCUUCAUCAUCAGCAAGGGGAAGGUGGACGUGACCCAGGGGGAUUCAGUCAAUCAGGAGCCAAUACACCUGCGGGAGCUCAGCAGAGGAGAGUGGUUUGGCGAAAGAGCGCUGCAAGGGGAGGACGUGAGAACAGCCAACGUCAUUGCCGCUGGGACCGUCACCUGCCUGGUCAUCGAUAGAGACUCAUUCAAGCAUCUGAUUGGUGGACUGGAUGACGUUUCCAGCAAAGCCUACGAUGACGCUGAAGCUAAAGCCAAAUACGAAGCGGAGAAUGCCUUCUUCUCCAGCCUGAAGCUCAACGACUUCAACAUCAUCGACACGCUGGGAGUCGGAGGAUUUGGACGCGUUGAGCUGGUACAGCUGAAGAGCGAAGAGGCAAAGACGUUCGCCAUGAAGAUCCUGAAGAAGCGAUACAUUGUGGACACGAGGCAACAGGAGCACAUUCGCUCCGAGAAGCACAUCAUGACCGAGGCCCACUCCGACUUCAUCGUCAGGCUGUACCGGACCUUCAAGGACAGUAAAUAUCUCUACAUGUUGAUGGAGGCAUGUCUGGGUGGAGAGCUGUGGACCAUACUGAGGGACAGAGGUUCGUUUGAAGACUCAACCACCAGGUUCUAUACGGGCUGCGUGGUCGAAGCCUUUGCCUACCUUCACGCCAAAGGCAUCAUCUACAGAGACCUGAAACCUGAAAACCUCAUCCUGGACAGCCAAGGAUACGCCAAGCUGGUGGACUUUGGCUUUGCAAAGAAGAUCGGCUUCUGUAAGAAGACAUGGACGUUCUGCGGGACGCCGGAGUACGUCGCUCCGGAGAUCAUCCUGAACAAGGGUCACGACGUCUCUGCAGACUACUGGUCGCUGGGCGUCCUGAUGUACGAGCUGCUGACUGGCAGUCCUCCUUUCUCAGGUCCAGAUCCUAUGAAGACCUACAACAUCAUCCUGAGAGGCAUCGACAUGAUCGAGUUCCCCAAGAAGAUCACGAAGAACGCCGCCAACCUCAUCAAGAAGCUGUGCAGAGAUAAUCCCUCGGAGAGACUCGGGAACCUGAAGAACGGAGUCAAAGACAUCCAGAAGCACAAGUGGUUCGAAGGUUUCAACUGGGAGGGUCUGAGGAAAGGAACUCUGACUCCGCCCAUCAUACCUGAGGUCUCCUCUCCCAUCGACACCAGUAACUUCGACAGUUUCCCUGAAGAUGUGGACGAGCCGCCGCUAGACGACAACUCUGGAUGGGAUUACGACUUUUAGAACGUGACUGAGUGGAGACCUGGUGGAGACCAGCUGGAUUGGAUGGAGAUGGACCAGAGUCCUCGGGAUGGUGGCUCCAGUUCUGGAGAUGGUACCAAACACCGGAAGGAUGAAACAACCUGCGGGUUUCUGGAGACUUCUGCUGCAUGUUUUCAACAUCUAUGAGCUCAGCUCUGCCGGAUCUGUGCUUCCUGUCAGGAAAACCUGGAACUUCAGUGAACCAGAACCUGGAACUUUCCAGAUGUUUCUCUAUGUUUUCUCGUCUGUCCCCUUAUGGCUGCAAAGCUUCUAGUCCUGAAGACACUGAUGGACAUCAUCAGUCCUUCAUCAUCGUGUCUGUUAUCUAACUCCAGUUUUACUGGAAGGAAGUCAUUUUUUAUCUCAUUUUAAAAAUAACUUUAAAAUGAAAAAAUAUUUCAGUUUGUUUUCGUUUGUUUUUCAGCUGAAAAUAAAUUUUGAUGAUUUUUCUGGACAAAUCAAAAAUGACCAAAAAGAUUUUAAGAGAAAUAACAUAAAACACAGAAGGCCAACAAUGAGUUAGACCGAAUUAUUUGAUUAAAUAUUAUUAUAUCAUGUAACGAUUAUUUAUUAUAGAAUUAUUUAAUUAAUGUUCCAUAAUUAUUUAUAUUUCAGUUUUUGGAGG